GCUGAUAACGUCAUCUUGCUGAGCUCCCGCUUUGGUUUCCCUGGCAACCGGCGCGGUCCCGCCGGCGGCUGCUAGGCCAAUGCUCGCCCGGCGGCCGCGGGACCCGCUGCAGGCGCUCAGGCGCCGCGGGCAGGAGCUUAAGCUGCAGGUUGAUAGUUUGGUUACUGAAAGCCAACUGACAGGUGCUCUGGAACCGAGUAAAAGGAGAGACAUUUACCAAAGAUGCAUCCAGUUAAAACAGGCAGUAGAUGAAAGUAAAAAUGCUCUUCAAAAAUUAAACAAGGCCGAUGAAUCUGCACCUGUGGGGAACUAUGAGAAGAGAAAGGAGGAGGAGUACGGUCUUCUGGAGAAGCUGACCUGCCAGCUGCAGGAGCUUGCUGUGGGCGUCAGCACGAAGGACACACUCAAAAAUGAGGCCCGCAGUGUCAAAGAGGAGGAAGAUGACUUGAUUGAAGAAGAAGAAGAAGAAGAAGAAGAAGAAGAAGAAGAAGAAGCAGAAGCAGCAGCAGCAACUGAAGAAACUGGUGAAGAGGAGGAAGAGUCAGAAGGAGAUGAGGAAGAAAAGCAGGAACAAGCCUCCCCCAAACAGGCAGAAAUUGUCAAGUACUUUGCUCUUGGGGACUUUGCUGCUCAGCAGGCUGGGGACCUGACGUUUAAGAAAGGGGAUAUUCUCCAUAUAAUUGAAAAAAAGCCUGAUGGUUGGUGGCUGGCUAAGGACGCUGAAGGAAAUGAGGGUCUCAUUCCCAGAACCUACUUGGAGCCCUAUAAUAAAAAAGACAAGCAAGAAUCGAAUGAAGAAGGCAGCAAGGAGGGCAGUGACGAGGAUGUGGAGGUGGUGGAUGAAACUGCAAACGGAGCUGAAGUAAAGCAGAGAACGGAUUCCCACUGGAGUGCUGUCCGAAAAGCUAUCUCAGAGAUAAACACUAUUGAUGUGCUAGCCACAAUGGGAGCUAUUCCUGCAGGGUUCCGACCUUCCAUGCUCUCCCAGCUGCUGGAUGAAGGGAACCAGUUUCGAGCAAGCUACUUCUUACAGCCGGAACUCACGACAUCACAGCUGGCCUUCAGAGAUCUACUGUGGGACGCUAAGGCAGGCACGAUUAUGUCAAGGCCAAGCCGUGUCUCUUUGAUUCUGACCCUGUGGAGCUGUAAAAUGAUUCCUCUCCCAGGAGCAAGCAUACAGGUUCUCAGCAGACACGUGCGCCUCUGUCUGUUUGACGGCAGCAAGGUUCUGAGCAAUAUCCACACAGUUCGAGCGGUAUGGCAGCCUAAAAAGCCCAAAACAUGGACCUUUUCCCCCCAGGUCACUGGCAUCUUGCCAUGCUUGCUCGAUGGUGACUGUUUCAUCAGGUCCAAUUCUUCAACUCCAGACCUUGGGAUUUUAUUUGAACUUGGAAUUUCUUAUAUUCGAAAUUCUACUGGUGAGCGAGGAGAGUUAAGCUGCGGCUGGGUGUUUCUUAAGCUCUUUGAUGCCAGCGGUGUUCCUGUUCCAGCAAAAACGUAUGAACUCUUCUUGAAUGGUGGCACUCCUUAUGAAAAAGGCGUUGAAGUGGACCCUUCAGUGUCCAGAAGAGCACAGGGCAGUGUUUUCCGCCAGAUGAUAAGCAUGCGGAGGCAGCCUCAACUGCUGGUGAAACUGCGGUCUCUGAACAGGAGGUCAAGGGCCAUGCUCAGUCUGCUGCCAGAGACCUUGGUGGGGAGUGUGUGCUCCGCUCAUUUACUGAUAUUUUACCGACAAAUUCUUGGAGAUGUGCUCCUGAGAGACAGGACAAAUCUGCAAAGUGCUGAUUUAAUUAGUCAUCCAGUGUUGGCCACCUUCCCCAUGCUCCUGGAGCAGCCGGACGUGAUGGAUGCUCUCAGGAGUUCGUGGGCCGAGAAAGAAAGCACACUAAAACGAUCAGAAAAGAGAGACCGAGAGCUCCUGAAGGCCGAGUUCCUCCUGGUCUACCAUGACUGUGCGCUCCCUCUUCUGCAUUCCACGCUGCUGCCCCCGUUCAGAUGGGCGGAAGAGGAAACGGAGACUGCUCGAUGGAAAGCCAUUGCUGACUUUCUCAAGCAGAGCAGAGAGAAUGAGGGUUCCCUGAAGGCUCUGCUUUCACCAGACGGGGUUCAUGAACCAUUUGACCUUUCAGAGCAGACCUAUGACUUCUUGGGAGAAAUAAGAAAGAACUCAGCCUGACAGUGGCCAUGGCUCCCACACCCACUGGACCCAUGGUCUCCCGUGAUAAUUUGGCUCAAAUAAUAGAACCAAAAGAAAUGGACUGGUUAGAACUUAGGUCGCAUUUUUUUGUGUUCAAAUUAUAUUUUCAAAGAAAUAUCUACUAAUCUUAUUGUAUGUAAAACAAUAAAAUAAAUUUUAUACAGAA
Phodopus roborovskii (desert hamster) is the source of this 2363-nucleotide messenger RNA. It is a transcript of the gene Nphp1, whose product is annotated as nephrocystin 1. The record is from RefSeq and is a predicted model, not a curated record. Gene Ontology annotation, molecular function: protein binding. Gene Ontology annotation, biological process: protein localization involved in establishment of planar polarity. Lineage: Eukaryota; Metazoa; Chordata; Mammalia; Rodentia; Cricetidae. The transcript is spliced from 20 exons. Gene Ontology annotation, cellular component: cytoplasm; cilium. Bases 80 to 2176 code for a protein of 698 amino acids.